AUGAUUUUUGGAGGCCUUCAGAACCGCUCCAAGCGAUUUGACGAUGUGGAGUCGGAGGUUCCCGGUCCAGGAGCCUACACUUUGCAUCCUACCUCAGAAAAGAAGCUCCUGGGGAUGACGACUAAAGUUGGACAUCAUGAGAAGCCUGGCAGGAGUAUGGCGAAAAGUCCCCGACUGGCGCGUCAUUCAGAUAUCCCAUCUAUUCCUUCCCCGGGCCAGGCCUAUGGCUACGAGGAGGAUGCCCUGGGUGUGCUCCGAAAGCAACAGCCUCCUCCAAAGGACACAACCCUGGGGCCAGCCUACUACACACCUCUGCUGUCUGAGAUGAGCACUGUGCAGAAAUAUAAAGGAAUCCACUUUGGCAACAUGACAGGGAGGAGAGAGGACGUGACGGUGGACGAGGGACCGGGUCCGGGACAUUAUUAUCCUGAGAUAGUGCCAGAAACACACUAUGAGAAUGUGAACCUUCAAAGAGACCGCAGAGGGAGAGCGGAGCUUGUUAUCCCUCGCUACCACGAGCUGGUUCCCAUUCAAGAGGAAAAGAGGGGAGUUCCUGGUCCAGGCCUGUAUCAAAUCAAAAGCCAAUUUGAGAAGCCUGACAAGUCCAGUGGAAAUGUGCCCAAGUUCACCCGUCCAUUCCUCUCACAGUCUGAGAGGUUUAGCCCCGUCAAAGAAGUGUCGCCCCCUGUUGGUUCAUAUAAUGACCCGCGCUGCGCACUGGAGCUGCUGAAGAGGACCACAGGAGUGAAGAAAAGCCCAUUUGGCAGCACUUCAGUGAGGUUUUCUCCUAACCACAAAAAAGCCUCCCUCCCAGGGCCGGGCUCCUACAACGUGUUUGAGUUGGGUUUGGCCCAGGAGAGUUUCAAAAGGGCGUUUUUAGACCAGACCAGGAAGGGAGGAUUCGGCUCGUCGGCUCAGCGCAACUUUGUUUUCCAAAACAAGGAGGCAGUAGAAAUACCGAGUCCAGGACAGUAUGAGACAGAAAAGAAGAUAGAGGAGAGCUACAAGCAGCAGAACACUGCAGUCUUCAAAUCGGCCACAGAGCGUCUGGUGUCGUCUCUGCUAGCCAAAGUAAGUCUCUCUUCUCUUCUCAGUCGACAAAGAGCUGUAGGUUUCUCUACCAAGACGUUGGUUCUAGAAUACAGUGGUGGCACUGCCAUCAGAGACUCCCCUGCGCCCAACACUUACAACGUGCGUGAGACACUGGAGAGGGUUAAUGCUCGUCCCUAUGUGGAGCCCCGAAGUGAAGGAGCCAAGAAACGACACAGCUGUUUCCUCUCCGCUGCCCCACGAGAUCCGGUCUUCCGAGAGCGUGACCCCGAUGUGCCAGGACCAGGACAGUAUAACCCCAUUGUAAAAUCCCCCGCAAAGAAGGCUCUCAUUCCCUCUGGAGAAGAUCGAUUCAAAGUCUCUACAAACGCCAACCCUGGACCGGGCACCUAUCAGCUGAGCGCAGGUUUGAUGAACACGGUGUUGAAAGGCACCUUCAACGUGACUCUCAACAACCCGCUGAGUCCCUGCUGCGGCCCGCAUGCCGCCCACGGGCCUUCAGCAGCUCACAGGACCAUUAACGCCGUCGCACCCAAAACUCCCAUCGCCCCGAGCACUUCUUAGAGCUCUCUGCGGGUCAAA
Molecule: messenger RNA, 1632 nt
Organism: Salarias fasciatus (jewelled blenny)
Lineage: Eukaryota; Metazoa; Chordata; Actinopteri; Blenniiformes; Blenniidae
Gene: stpg2
Product: sperm-tail PG-rich repeat containing 2
Exons: 13
Coding region: 1-1614 (537 amino acids)
Source: RefSeq, a predicted model, not a curated record